Pneumocystis murina B123 is the source of this 678-nucleotide messenger RNA. Its product is annotated as DNA phosphorothioation-dependent restriction protein DptG. The coding region runs from base 55 to 678 and encodes 207 amino acids. Gene Ontology annotation, cellular component: Sec62/Sec63 complex. The record is from RefSeq and is a predicted model, not a curated record. NCBI's taxonomy places the organism in Eukaryota, Fungi, Ascomycota, Pneumocystomycetes, Pneumocystales, Pneumocystaceae. The transcript is spliced from 3 exons. Gene Ontology annotation, biological process: post-translational protein targeting to membrane, translocation.
AAAAAUUUAAUUAAUUUUUUUGAAUGAUUUAUCCUUUUUAAGCGCCUGAGAUUCAUGUCAAGCGUUCCAUUUUAUCUUCCAAUCCUGUAUUUAAGUAUUCUUCUUGGAUCUCUUAGUCUUUUUUCAUUUUUUUAUACAAAAUAUAAGCGCUUAAAAAUAUCACCACUAGAAGAAUGGUUUUCUUCUAACAUAUCAAGAGAUAUUUAUUUUUCACUACUUCAUCUUUCAGAUUCAGUUCCAACAAAUAUUCUUAAAGCAGCAUUAUUAGAAAGAGCAAAAGAGAACCUGAAACGUAUUCAUGAACUUCGUCUGAAAAAAACAGUUCUUAAUCAAGCAGUUCAACGAGGUUUAUUAUCAAAUGAUUUAUGGAAACAAUUUCGUUUAUUGGAGAAAGAGCUUGAAUUAGAAGUAAUGGAUAUAUCAAGAGAAGCACAAUCCUUCAGGAAGGACUGGGGCCAACUUAUUUUUCAAACGGCUAACGAAAUGGUUCUGAAUGAACAAUUACGACAAAAUAUUAUGCAAAUUAGAGACAUGGCAGAAAAAGAGGGGAAAAGAUAUGAAAAAUUAAAAAAAAUCUCAGAAAAAGUUAAAGAAGAACAAAAACGAAUCGCAGAAAGCGAAUUACUUAAAGAAGUAAAUUCUUUAAGUAGUUCUCAAAAGAAAAAAACAAAAAUAUAA